Messenger RNA from Rhipicephalus sanguineus (brown dog tick), 1863 nucleotides. RefSeq names its product kelch-like protein 10. The coding region runs from base 34 to 1863 and encodes 609 amino acids. NCBI's taxonomy places the organism in Eukaryota, Metazoa, Arthropoda, Arachnida, Ixodida, Ixodidae. The record is from RefSeq and is a predicted model, not a curated record. The transcript has 8 exons. Gene Ontology annotation, molecular function: protein binding.
UUGUCGGCGGCGGCGGCGGCGUGGCCAGUCAGCAUGGCGGGUAGCUGCGGGGAUGGGCCCGACGAAAUGCUCAGUCAGGACACCAUCAAAGCACUGUGGGACAUGCGCGGGGCUGGCAUGCUCUGCGACGGUCUCCUCAAGACCUCGGAUGGCGGAGAGUUCUCUGUGCACAGAGUCGUCAUGGCCAGCUGCAGCGAAUACUUCAGGGCACUUUUCGGGAGUCCCUUGUACAAGGUCCAGCGCACGGAGGUCUUGGUUCCCGGUGUGUCCAAGGCGACUAUGGCCAUCAUCGUGGAGUUCGCCUACAAGCGCGUCACGUGGGUGGGCUGCGACAACGUGGAGAACCUGCUGGAGGCUGCCGACUACCUCUGCAUCAUGGGCAUGGUCAAGGACUGCUGCGACUUCCUCCUGUCCAUCAUGGCCCCUGAGAACUGCAUCUCCAUUCACAACGUGGCCAAGUUGUACAACUGCUUCGACCUCACAUCCAAGGCGUACAACUACCUGAUGCAGCACUUCAUCGAGGUGUCGAAACGCAGCGAGGAACUGCUCAGCCUGGACAUCAACGAAGUGGAGGCCAUCCUUUCGGACGAGAACCUGAACGUCAUCAAGGAGGAGACCGUGUGGAAAGCGGUGGUGCGCUGGAUCGAGCACGACUCGGCCAAUCGGCAGCAGCACAUCGCGCGGCUGCUGCGCUGCGUGCGUACGGGUCUUGUGGAUACGAACUUCUUCGUUGAGAAGAUCAAGUCGCACAAGUUCGUCUCGGACAACGAAUCCUGCAGGCCGUUGGUGAUUGACACACUACGGUUCUUGUACGACCUUGAUGUGGUGGUGCACAACGACGAAGUGCCGACGCCGAUGUUCGCUCGUCCGCGGAUCCCGCAUGAGGUGAUGUUCGUCAUGGGUGGUUGGAUGCAAGGAGGUCCCACUGCUUACAUUGAGAGCUACGACACCAAGGCUGACAGAUGGAUCAAGGUCGACGACGUGGAUCCCGAGGGUCCCCGGGCGUAUCACAAGUGUGCGGCCAUCGGAAACGAAAUCUACGUCAUCGGGGGCUUCAACGGCGAAGACUAUUUCAGCAGCGUGCGAUGCUUCAAUGCACACACAAAGCAAUGGCGCUCCGUCACACCUAUGCAUGUCAAGAGGUGCUACGUGAGCGUGGCGGUGCUGAAUGAAAUAAUCUACGCCAUGGGUGGAUACGAUGGUCGUCACAGGCAAAACACAGCGGAGAAGUUCGACCACCGCACAAAUCAGUGGAGUAUGAUUGCGCCCAUGAACAUGCAAAGGAGCGACGCGUGUGCCACCGCGAACGACGGCUACGUGUACGUCACGGGUGGCUUCAGCGGGAGCGAAUGCCUCAGCUCGGCCGAGAAGUACGAUCCGACGGCCGACCAGUGGACCAUGAUCGCGGCCAUGCGGUUCCGGCGCAGCGGUGUCGGCUGCAUAGGCUUCCGCAACUGCGUCUACGUGAUCGGCGGCUUCAACGGCACCACGAGGCUGGUUUCGGCCGAGAAGUACAACCCGGAGACCAACAUGUGGACUAGUCUUCCCAACAUGUACACGCCCAGAAGCAACUUCGCCGUUGCCAUAAUCGACAACCUGGUCUUCGCCAUCGGCGGCUUCAACGGCGAGAGCACGACCAACCUCGCCGAGUGCUACGACCCGACCACGGACCAGUGGUACGAGGCCACGGAUAUGAACGAAGCCCGCUCGGCCCUCGCCGCUUGCGUCAUUUCCGGCUUGCCCAACAUUCGGGACUACGUCCACCAGCGCCGCGACAACCUGAUGGAGGAGAAGCGCCAGAAAAUGCUCGACAUCCUGAAGCACCGAACGCGUCACGCCAACCGCGACGACAAGAACGCCUAG